AACGGAUUAAUUUAUCAUUAUUUUUUUAGCUAAUCGGGGGAAGAAUUGCUCUCAAGGCUGAACUUGCUCGGAUUCACAUUGUUCGUUCAUCUUAUCAUCUACAUGUAAAAUCUUGCUUUGCACAGUACACAUAAUCACACAGACACACACUACACAUAAACACAUUCUCCUAAUUAAAUCUGAUCCAGUUUCUUGAAAACCCCUAAAUUCAAUUCUUGAAAUUGUGCUCAAUCUCCAUUUUGAAUCCAUUUUUAUUGAUUAAAUCAUGCUGGGUUUUGGCUUAUCCAUGUUAAUAGCUCUUAAAGCAACAACCCUUUUCAUAUUAUUUGCUUAUGUUAGAACCCUAGGUUUUGCUCUACUUUCUAUACCUAUUUUAUACGCAUCUCUUGUAUCUUUCCUAGUUUCCAUAGCUUCUCAUCCCUCAAUUAAUCUCCCAUUGCUUUUGGGCAAGUCUUCAGAUGGGACUUUCCCCAUUUGGUCUCAAAUUAUGUUUAGUCCUUACUUGUAUUUUGUCCGGUUUUUUUCGGCGUUGAGGAGACUGACUAGUGGGGAGCCUCCUUAUAGUGAGGUUUGUGAUGGGUUGUUUGUUGGUGGGUGGCCUUCUUCUUUGGAGAAGCUGCCACCGGGGAAUCCGGCUAUUAUUGAUUGUACUUGUGAGUUGCCUAGGAAGAAGGAAGUUAGUGGUCUUGCAUAUUUGUGUGUGCCGGUUUGGGAUACUAGGGCGCCUCAGCCGGCUGAGAUUGAAUCAGCGGUGAGGUGGGCGUGCAGGAAGAGGAGUCAGAAUAUACCGAUUUUUGUUCAUUGUGCUUAUGGCCAUGGUAGAAGUGUCGCAGUGAUGUGUGCUCUAUUGGUAGCACUGGGAUUGGCUGAAGACUGGAAAAACGCUGAGAAGAUGAUCCGUGAAAGACGGCCUUAUAUACGUAUGAAUUCUCUGCACCGGAAUGCCUUGGACGAAUGGUCAAAGAACCGAAUAUCUUUUCCUAGUAAGAAAUGAAGGAUAUCAUGUGGGUUUGUCUGCAUUUUUGAUUUAUAUAUCUUAUCAUUUAGAAGCCCCAUGUUUCGGCACAUCCUUGUUGAUCACAGCACGACGUCUUUUUCGAUUAUCUCAUGUUCAAUUAGACCUCUUGAUUGUAAUGUGAACGGAGAUGAUCAUGCUAUACCAGCAGUAACACUGCAGGCAUUCUUUGUCCA
This is a messenger RNA of Daucus carota subsp. sativus, 1191 nucleotides long. RefSeq lists its product as uncharacterized. Gene Ontology annotation, molecular function: protein tyrosine/serine/threonine phosphatase activity. NCBI's taxonomy places the organism in Eukaryota, Viridiplantae, Streptophyta, Magnoliopsida, Apiales, Apiaceae. The transcript has 2 exons. The record is from RefSeq and is a predicted model, not a curated record. Bases 266 to 994 code for a protein of 242 amino acids. Gene Ontology annotation, biological process: protein dephosphorylation.